This is a messenger RNA of Elgaria multicarinata webbii, 1608 nucleotides long. It is a transcript of the gene ESRRB, whose product is annotated as estrogen related receptor beta. Bases 203 to 1504 code for a protein of 433 amino acids. NCBI's taxonomy places the organism in Eukaryota, Metazoa, Chordata, Lepidosauria, Squamata, Anguidae. Gene Ontology annotation, molecular function: estrogen response element binding; zinc ion binding; nuclear receptor activity. Gene Ontology annotation, cellular component: chromatin; nucleus. The record is from RefSeq and is a predicted model, not a curated record. Gene Ontology annotation, biological process: regulation of transcription by RNA polymerase II; nuclear receptor-mediated steroid hormone signaling pathway. The transcript has 8 exons.
GACACAGAAGGGGACUCUCGGCUGGUGCAGGCGGAACCCAAAGAGAUUUAAUCAGCAAUUAGAAACACCUGAGGGGCAAAAGCAACCCUACCCAGGGCCUGAGGUUCAUCUGUCACCCAGAAUCAUUGUGAAAGGGAAUGGAUUGAGAAUAGAGAGAGGCGGCGUAUCUUGUCCGAUUCUGCACUGCCGGCUGCUAGGAAGGAUGACCACAGAUGAGCGGCAUCUCACCUCCAGUUGUGGAUCCUUCAUCAAAACUGAGCCCUCCAGCCCAUCCUCUGGCAUUGACGCCAUUAGCCACCACAGUCCAAGUGGUUCGUCCGAUGCCAGUGGUGGUUAUGGCAUCACUAUAGGUGGCCACCCCAAUGGCCUGGACUCACCACCCAUGUUCAGCAGUGCAGGGAUUGGAGGUGGGCCUUGCCGCAAGCGAUACGAUGACUGUGCCAGUGCCAUCAUGGAAGAUUCGCCCACCAAGUGCGAGUAUAUGCUCAACGCCAUUCCCAAGAGGCUGUGUCUAGUGUGCGGGGACAUUGCAUCCGGAUACCACUAUGGCGUGGCUUCCUGCGAAGCAUGCAAAGCUUUCUUCAAACGAACAAUUCAAGGGAACAUUGAAUACAGCUGUCCAGCCACCAAUGAGUGUGAAAUCACAAAACGGAGGCGCAAGUCCUGUCAGGCGUGUCGCUUUAUGAAAUGCCUCAAAGUGGGGAUGCUGAAAGAAGGAGUGCGUCUGGAUCGGGUUCGUGGAGGCCGCCAAAAGUACAAAAGAAGGCUGGACUCUGAGAGCAGCGCUUACCUGAGCUUACAAAUCCCACCUCCGGCCAAAAAGCCAUUGACUAAGAUUGUCUCCCACUUGCUGGUGGCGGAGCCAGAGAAGAUUUAUGCUAUGCCUGAUCCUACCAUGCCGGAGAGUGACAUAAAAGCACUGACCACACUCUGUGACUUGGCAGACCGAGAGUUGGUUGUGAUCAUCGGCUGGGCAAAGCACAUCCCAGGCUUCUCUAACCUUUCCUUGGGGGACCAGAUGAGCCUAUUGCAGAGUGCCUGGAUGGAGAUCCUCAUUCUGGGCAUUGUAUACCGCUCGUUACCCUACGAGGAUAAAUUGGUCUAUGCUGAAGAUUACAUCAUGGAUGAGGAACACUCUCGCUUGACAGGGCUGCUGGAGCUCUACCUGGCCAUCCUGCAGCUGGUGCGCCGGUACAAGAAGCUGAAGGUGGAGAAGGAAGAGUUUGUCACACUCAAGGCCCUGGCUCUUGCCAAUUCCGAUUCAAUGCACAUAGAGGACAUGGAGGCUGUGCAGAAACUCCAAGACCUUCUCCACGAAGCCCUUCAGGACUACGAGAUGAGCCAACGUCACGAGGAGCCACGGCGUGCAGGAAAGCUGCUGCUGACCCUGCCCCUCCUGCGGCAAACUGCCGCCAAGGCCGUGCAGCACUUUUACAGCAUCAAACUGCAGGGCAAGGUCCCCAUGCACAAACUCUUCCUAGAAAUGCUCGAGGCCAAGGUCUGACAGCCCCCCUCACAGUGCCCAGGAAGCAAACUGGAAACAGAGGUGCAGCCAUGGAGCAAACCAAACGGAGGUGGCAGCUGGCUCUUAUCUCCAACCAUUUAUUA